Molecule: messenger RNA, 1875 nt
Organism: Postia placenta MAD-698-R-SB12
Lineage: Eukaryota; Fungi; Basidiomycota; Agaricomycetes; Polyporales; Adustoporiaceae
Exons: 13
Coding region: 1-1875 (624 amino acids)
Biological process (GO): tRNA wobble uridine modification
Cellular component (GO): elongator holoenzyme complex; nucleus; cytosol
Molecular function (GO): tRNA binding
Source: RefSeq, a predicted model, not a curated record
AUGUUCCUCUGCGACUGGCUCAAUCGCCCGACAUUCGAAGACAGGGCGCAGGACGACCUCCGCCGCCCAGACCUCGUCGACAUCCCCUCGUACUACUCCCGCUCGCCCUCUUCUGGCCUCUGGAUCCUCGAGCUCGGUGACAAGUUUGUAGGUCUUAUCGCGCUCGACGCAUCAUCCGACUCUACUUCAACCGAGACCAUCUCAACGUCCGCACCCCCGGUUAAGACGAGGGAUGGCAAGGUGAAAUACACAAAGGGUACAUCCAGCACCGCAACAAUCCGACACUUUUAUGUCGAGGAGCUGUAUCGUCCGGCCGGCAUACAACAUGACCUCCUUACGCAUGCUGUCAGGAUGGCGUUCAGUCGGGACCCGAAGGUACAGACUAUUCGGGCGUCGGAUACUCCGCUCAAGCCAUACGUUAGCGAGGCGUUGCGUCAGGCACGCUUUCAGCUGGAGGCAAAGACGGAAAAGCCACCAACUGCGCCGUCGGUAUCCGUCGCUGAAUCUCUAAAGCAUCGGCGUAUCGGACCAUUGGGUCAUCAGUACCCUACAUCACCGGAGGCAAUCAGAAUAGACACCAUCCAGGGAGGACUUCGUGCUGAAGAGAGAUCAACUAAGGCGGUGAUGGAGGUGAGGGAGCGUCGCAGCGAAGGCAGCAGUUAUCCCUCCGCCCUAUGCGCCGUGCGCAUUAAGAAUCCACCAAUGUGGGCACUCUCCCAGCGUAGAUCUGUACGACCCGAUUAUUGGAUGUCGGGAACUGUGAGGGCCUUCGUCCAUACCGUAGAUCAGAACUCUGAAGCCCCGAGCGGCCAGGAAGGGCUUCGAGAGAGUGGUGGACCGGGAAGGGAAUCUGGCCAGUGGCCAAAGUAUCAGCCUUCACAAUUAUUCAGUAUCCGCUGGUACAAUCAUACCUGUGAACCUGCCAUGGCCUCUCAACUUUAUGCGAGCGGAGGUGCCUCGGGGACCACGCUGCUAUUUUGCCUACUCUACCCACCGGCAUCUUUCCUGGACGCGAGUCAGCAGGACACUGAGCAUGUCCGUGCUUUUGACUGGACAGGACAUGUUCCGGGUUACCAAGUAUCUUGUGGUUAUUGGAAGGGUUUUGACGGGGCUCGGGCAGCAGCCUCAGGGCCUCUGACGGUCAUCAUCGACUCUGUCGAUACUUUGCACUCAGACAUAGGCUCGCUUGCAAAGACAGAGCGCUUUCUGUCCGAAUUGGUCAAGUUCAUACGUACCAGAGAAACUACCUUUCGGCUCGUCCUGCACGCGCUCGCCCCGUCACCUGUAAUUACUGCUGUCACACAGACUAGAUUCUCCUCGUCAAUUGCCCACAUCACAGCGCAUCCCGCUGCCUUAAUCAAACACGUCGCGGCGGAGUACCUCACGCCGCCCCCACCACUGUCCCCUCCAGAGAAGUUCUGGCGCGUCUUCAUACCUAUCGCGGAACGACACUAUGAAGCCGAGAAGCUGGUCUUCGGACCAGGCGGCGCAGGCUCGGGUGGUAGCGACUUCGUCUUAGAAGUUCUCGUCCGAGGCGCGGAUGGACCUGGACGGAGACGAGGAGUUGAACGUGUUCUCGAAGGUUGGGCGGCCGAUAAUCAAGGUGGUUCGCCUUGCGAACUGCGCGAGCUUGAUGACCUCAAAAGCCUAUGGCUCCGAAAGGUAGUCGAAGAGAGUGGUCCCGACCCUACACAAAAUCUAUCGUUUAAUCUCAAUUUGACACCACAACAGCAGCAAUUGCGAGCCCAAGUCCCGCUGCCUUAUGCCCACGAAGGAACGAGCGCAAUAAAAGAAGACACUGCGGCCAUACUAUAUGAUCCGGAUUCAGCGGAUGAUAUUGAUGACGAUGAUCCUGACGAGGAUUUAGACAUAUAA